ACAAAAGACAACACCGGUACUACCUACCUCCCAACCCAUAUUCUCCCGCGGAAACAUUCUUCGGCGUCGCCACCAUUUCCGCUGCAUUUUCAAAACCUCAUUCGUAUCGGGUCGGGUCGGGUCAAGAUCCAACACCUCCUCCCGCACAGUGUACUAGGUUGUUGGUGUUGUGCUGUCUGAAACCGAACCUGCUUCUAAAGAUAGCUGUUGUCGUUGUCAGAAGAAGACGGCAUUGCGUUUUAGGAAGUGGUCCGUCAACAAUAAUGACAAUACGUUUAGUUGGGGUUUGAACAUACAUUACAUAGAUCUGUGUUGUGAAGCGCAUUUUGCAAUUUGAAUAAGAAUGGGAGAAAAAUCGAGGUCCAAAGGGUGCUGCGGUUGGUUUCUGGCGCUUCUGGUUCUGGCUCUCGUCGUCGGUGCCGUUGUUUAUACCAUCAAGAAGAAAAUUGGUCACUCCGAUAAGCCAGCUCCGGUUCCGGGUCCCCCUGGCGCCAUUGACCAGAAAUACGCAUCUGCUCUCAAAACUGCAUUGCAAUUCUUCGAUAUUCAAAAAUCUGGUAAGUUGGUUGACAAUAAAAUAACUUGGAGGGGGAAUUCGGCUCUUAAGGAUGGAAGCCAAGCGAGAUUGGAUCUAUCGAAAGGAAUGUAUGAUGCUGGGGAUCAUAUGAAGUUUGGUUUUCCGAUGGCUUUUACGGCCACGGUGUUAUCAUGGGCCAUUCUGGAAUAUGGAGAUCAAAUGGAUGCUGUUGGCCAGUUAGAACCAGCACAAGAUUCGCUCAAGUGGAUCACUGAUUAUCUCAUCACUGCUCACCCUUCUGAUAAUGUUCUUUAUAUUCAGGUGGGUGAUCCCGUUGCAGAUCACAAAUGUUGGGAAAGACCUGAAGCCAUGGCUGAGGCACGACCACUCACACAAGUGAACAUAUCUUGUCCUGGAUCAGAUGUCGCAGCUGAAACAGCAGCAGCCAUGGCCUCAGCAUCUUUGGUCUUUAAAAAGACUGAUUCUACAUAUUCAGGCACUCUACUCAAGCAUUCAAAACAGUUGUUUACUUUUGCUGACAAGCAUAGAGGAUCUUAUAGUGAGAAUAUACCUGAAGUCCAGACAUAUUAUAACUCAACUGGAUAUGGUGACGAGCUUUUAUGGGCAGCUAGCUGGCUCUAUCAUGCUACAGGUGAUGAUUCUUACCUUCAGUAUGUGACUGGCCAAAAUGGAGAAGACUAUGCUCAAUGGGGAAGCCCAACCUGGUUCAGUUGGGACAAUAAGCUUGCUGGAGCUCAGGUUUUGUUAUCCAGAUUAAGCUUUUUUAAGGCAAAGGACAUUUCAAAUUCUUAUGGCUCUGGGCUCCAUAAUUACAGGAAGACAGCUGAGGCUGUAAUGUGUGGCCUUCUUCCAGAUUCUCCAACAGCCACAAAAAGCAGAACCGAUAGUGGUCUUAUAUGGGUGAGCGAGUGGAACUCUCUGCAGCAUCCUGUUGCUUCUGCAUUCUUAGCUGCUGUUUACAGUGACUAUAUGCUAACAUCGCAGACACCAAAACUAAAAUGUGAUUCAAAUUCCUUUACCCCAUCAGAUCUUCGAGACUUUGCCAAAUCUCAGGCCGAUUACGUAUUGGGCAAGAAUCCUAUGCAUAUGAGUUUUCUAGUGGGUUAUGGAGAUAAAUUCCCGCAAUUCGUGCAUCAUAGAGGGGCUUCAAUUCCUAGUGAUGCAAAAACUGGCUGCAAGGAUGGCUUCCAGUGGCUUGACUCAUCUGAUCCUAAUCCCAAUGUAGCAACUGGAGCACUUGUUGGUGGACCCUUCUUAAAUGAGACUUUCAUUGAUUCGAGGAACAAUUCCAUGCAAACAGAACCAAGCACUUACAACAGUGCUGUCAUAGUCGGUCUCUUAUCAAGUUUAGUCACCACAUCUUCUGCUGUUCAAUCCUUUACCUAAGUUGUAGCUUCCUCCCCGUCCUCAAUUCCACUUAAAGAAGAUUGUUCGACAAAGUUUUUGUGUUUUAUGUAGCUUUAUUCAUUUCCUGAUCCUGACAAAUGAAGAAGUGUUAAAAGCGUGGAGCAUAAUGUUGUAACGACAUGCUUGAUUGUAUGAGUGUAAACAAUGAGGUUUGGAUAGGUUAAGCGUUAAUAUGUACGGGUGUAGUUUGAUUUGGCACUAUUAGCUCAGCAGGUGUGGAGCUAUUUUGUUGUAGUUGUUUGUAGAACACAUCUUUAAAGUUUAUUAUUAUUGUGAUAGUUCGUGAUCACAUUAU
Molecule: messenger RNA, 2240 nt
Organism: Abrus precatorius (Indian licorice)
Lineage: Eukaryota; Viridiplantae; Streptophyta; Magnoliopsida; Fabales; Fabaceae
Product: endoglucanase 10-like
Exons: 6
Coding region: 344-1924 (526 amino acids)
Biological process (GO): carbohydrate metabolic process
Molecular function (GO): hydrolase activity, hydrolyzing O-glycosyl compounds
Source: RefSeq, a predicted model, not a curated record